This is a messenger RNA of Odocoileus virginianus texanus, 599 nucleotides long. Lineage: Eukaryota; Metazoa; Chordata; Mammalia; Artiodactyla; Cervidae. The record is from RefSeq and is a predicted model, not a curated record.
UCCACGCCACCAUGUGCCACACCAGCUUCUCCUCAGGCUGCCAGGCUGCCUGCGUGCCCAGCUCCUGCCAGCCGUCCUACAGCACGUCCAGCCCCUGCCAGGCUGCCUGUGUGGCCAGCUCCUGCCAGCCGUCCUGCCUGCCCGUGAGCUGCAGGCCUGCCCUGUAUGUGCCUGUGAGUUUUAAGCCGGCUGUGUGCCUGCCCGUGCGCUAUAGGCCAACCGUGUAUGUGGCCCCCUCCUGCCAGUCCUCCGGGUGCUACCAGCCCUCCCGCCCCACGCUGGUCUGCAGACCCGUCUCCUGUAGCACCCCUUGCUGCUUGUGAUCACGAGCCUCCUCCCAGAUGCUCCCAGUGCAGACCGGAUCACCCCUAUACCCCUCCCAGCAUGAGUCUUCAGUGGGCCUCCAGUUCUGAAUGUGGCAGAUGAAAAAAGCACACUAAACCGACCUCUGAACCCGGGCGAGAACAUGGCAGGAUGAUCUGGACCCUUCUGUGAACUGCUGCAUUCCCCCCAGGAAGCCCUGGUUCCCAGGGUCCUUCUCUGUCUCCAGCAGGAACCCACACCCCAUGUGACCCAAAUAAACUGCUCUCCCCAUGCAA